This is a messenger RNA of Drosophila kikkawai, 1020 nucleotides long. It is a transcript of the gene Tengl2, whose product is annotated as Testis EndoG-Like 2. Gene Ontology annotation, cellular component: nucleus; mitochondrial inner membrane. Gene Ontology annotation, biological process: apoptotic DNA fragmentation. Gene Ontology annotation, molecular function: nucleic acid binding; single-stranded DNA endonuclease activity; metal ion binding. The record is from RefSeq and is a predicted model, not a curated record. NCBI's taxonomy places the organism in Eukaryota, Metazoa, Arthropoda, Insecta, Diptera, Drosophilidae.
GCCUUCAUAAGCUUCUAUGUUUUAUUUAUCAGAUGGGUGUUAUGUAAGGCCCAAUCCAUGGGGCAUAAAUGGCUUAUCCUGGCCCUGGGUGUCACUGCAAUCAGUGCAUCCUUUGUGGCUGGCAUGUACUUUCAACACGAUCAUGCCAGGAGACGUUUGCAGAAUUUAAUACAAAAGGAUCCCUAUGCCUACUAUGUCAGUCCCCAAAUUUAUAAAGUGUUUGCUUUCUUUGGAAGCCCCGAUGAGGCCGACCACCGUAUGCGCCAGAUCAUGAAGUACGGCUUCCCAGGCUUGGAUGAUUUAAGGCUGUACAGUGACUUUGUGCUCUCCUACGAUCGCCGGAACCGGGUGGCCCAUUGGGUGUGUGAACACCUCCAGGCGGAUAGCAUCCGUUCCAAGCGAUUGCGACAAGGUAGAAGACAUUUUCAAGCCGAUAUGAGUGUGCCAUCCAACUUUCGGUCCGAAUUGACGGACUAUCAAAGAUCCGGUUUUGAUCGCGGUCACCUGGCGGCUGCUGGAAAUCAUCAUUUGCAGCAGAAUCACUGCCAGGAUACGUUCUUUCUCACCAACAUAGCGCCACAAAUCGGAAAGGGCUUCAAUAGUGGUGCUUGGAACAAGCUGGAGAUAUAUGUAAGAUCGCUAGUCAAUCGCUUCGGUUCCGUCUACGUGUGCACGGGUCCCCUCUACAAACCCAAGCAGAAGGCUAAUGGUAAAUUCGGAGUGGAGUAUGACAUGAUAGGACUCAAUAUGGUUGCUGUUCCCACCCACUUUUUCAAGGUUAUCAUGGUGGAAUCGAAUCAUCAUCUGGGCAAACCCUAUAUGGAGGGCUAUGUCCUGCCAAAUGCCCCGAUACCGAAUGGUUUGGCACUGCGGUCCUUUCUCUGUGACAUCCGGGAGAUCGAGCACUAUGCCGGUCUAAGGUUCUUUGAUGGAUUGAGAAGGAGCGAUUUGUUUGGCAGCAAUUAUCCCCAUGAAUCACAGGUUUUUCGCGACUUUGGUUGAUCUAAAACAAAAUUUUGG